This is a messenger RNA of Belonocnema kinseyi, 669 nucleotides long. RefSeq lists its product as uncharacterized. The record is from RefSeq and is a predicted model, not a curated record. Bases 1 to 669 code for a protein of 222 amino acids. Lineage: Eukaryota; Metazoa; Arthropoda; Insecta; Hymenoptera; Cynipidae. The transcript is spliced from 2 exons.
AUGUCACAUCCUGAAUGCGACUGUGUGGCACGCGCAGGGUCAGAUAUAUCAAUCCUUCCCGAAAACCAAACGCCAAUAAAAAAACAGAAGAGCUGGUUUCAUUUUCCGCAAAUAAUACUCGAAUCCUUAUGUAUCGACAAAGCUGAAUGUCUGAGCCUCGGUCUUCAUCGAGAUUUUGGGUGGAAUUUUUGCGUGGCAGCAGUGCCUUGCCCAAUCACAGGUGCCGACCUUCUGGCUCACUAUGGUUUGCUAAUCGACGUGCGUAACUGCAAAUUAAUCGAUCCCAUGACCAAUUUAUGCGUCAUGGGAUCCGUGAAAAGCGUUCCGAUCCACACUCUCAGCACCAUAGAUCGCUCUUUAGAGUACUCAAAAAUAUUAACUGAGUUUCCGGAGGUUACCGGCUUAGCUCAGGCGUCCUCGCGGUUACCGGGCGAAGUCAUUCACCACAUCCUCACGCGUGGUCCACCCGUUUCGGAAAAGGCUCGCCGCCUGCUCUCGGAAAAACUCACGGCAGAAAAAGCUUGGUUCAAACACGAAGUAGAGCAGAGUAUAUGCACAACCUCAAGCAGCCUAUGGGCUUCACCCUUCCGCAUGGCCCGUAAGAGUAACGGUCAGUGGAGGAUUUGUGGUGACUACCGUCGCCUGAAUGCCUGGACGGUGCCGGACUGA